CGCAUUCAGAAUUUCUCAGUCAGUCUCCAGUCUACAGUCUUCAGUCGCAUUAUCGCCAGCACUCGGAUUAGGCACGCCUUUUGUAAUUAAAGUUUAUCAAAAUAGCUCAAUAUCCCAAUCCCAAUAAUAUGAUCAAGAUCACGGGCGUCCAUUGGACGUUAAUAGUGCUCAUCAUUGGCUCUGGAAUUGGAGUCUUGGAGGCCGCUGAGGAUCGAUUCCCUUUAUCCAUAAUCCACAUUAAUGAUUUCCAUGCCAAAUACGAGCCCACGGAUACGAGCGGAGGCAUUUGUGAUGAGAGUGAGGAAUGCAUUGGAGGUUAUGCCCGUACCGUCUACACUGUAAAGCGUCUUCUGGAGCAGCAAAAGGAUCUGAAUCCCAUUUAUAUCAAUGCUGGUGACAGUUUCCAGGGUACACUUUGGUACAACAUUGGCAGAUGGAAUGUCACACAGCAGUUUCUCAAUAUGCUGCCCGCCGAAGCUAUGACGCUGGGCAAUCAUGAGUUCGAUCACGGUGUCGAGGGUGUUGUGCCCUUUCUGAAGACCGUGGAGACGAGCAUGCUGGUCGCGAACAUGGACUGUGCCCACGAGCCCCUAAUGGAGGGACUCUACAAAAAAUCGGAGAUCAUUGAGCGUAGCGGACGCAAGAUCGGACUUAUUGGUGUCAUUUUGGAAACUACCUACGAUCUGGCCAACACUGGCAAACUAAUCUUUCGCAAUGAAAGCGACGCGAUUCGCGAGGAGGCGGCACUGUUGAAAAAUCAGGGAGCAAAUAUCAUAAUUGUGAUCUCACAUUGCGGCUAUGAAGUGGAUAAAACAAUUGCUCGCGUUGCUGGCGAUGUGGUCGAUGUCAUUGUGGGUUCCCAUUCGCAUACCUUCCUCUACACGGGUGAUAAGGCACCCGGACCGGAUAAGCCGAAGGGUGAUUAUCCCACUCAGGUGAUCCACAGCAGCGGACAUCGAGUGCUUAUUGUUCAGGCGGGUGCUUAUGCCAAAUAUGUGGGCAAUCUGACCGUCUACUUCAAUGCCCAAGGCGAUGUGGUUGACUUUGAGGGUGCUCCCCUCUACAUGAGUGCCGAUGUGCCAGAGGAUGAAGAAGUUGUGGCCGCAAUGCAGCCCUGGAAGGAGCACAUUGAUGAGACCGGCAAGGUUGUUAUUGGACGCACUGUAGUUGAUCUCACAAAAUCCGAUUGCAGUUAUCAGGAGUGCAAUUUGGGCAACUUUGUCUGCGAUGCAUUGGUGCACUCAUUCACGGGCUUAACACCUUUUGAUCAGACGGCCUGGACGAAUGUCUCUAUUGGAUUAGCUGGCACUGGAGGACUGCGAGUGCCCAUUCUCCGAGGCAAUAUUACCUAUGCCCACAUGGUCAGCAUGUCGCCAUUUACGAAUACACUCAUUGCAUUCAAUUUGCCGGGUGCAAAGAUCUUGGAGGCACUCGAAUAUUCGGUAAGCAAGAUUGAUCUGGAAAAUGGGGUGACAAGUUCGUAUAUUAUGCUGCAAGUGGCCGGCUUGAAGAUCACCUAUGAUUACACCAAACCCAUCAAUUCGAGAGUCGUCUCGGUUCUCGUCCGCUGUGCCGAUUGUCCAGUUCCACUUUACGAACCACUCAAUCCAACCAAAUUGUAUCGCAUUGUCACCUCCGACUUCCUGCACGGCGGUGGCGAUGGCUACACGAUGCUCACGGGCGGUACCGAUGUACAACCCAGCGUUACGGAUCUGGAUGCCCUCAUUUCAUAUGCCGAGAACACAAAUCCGAUUUACGUUGGUCGCGGCGAUCGCAUCACUGUGCUCAUCUGAUUCCCCAAGCUAUCAUUAUAUCAUAUCAUAUAUAUAUCACUGUAUUUUUUUUUUCUUAAAUAAAUGUACGAUUAAGCAAG
Molecule: messenger RNA, 1873 nt
Organism: Drosophila innubila
Lineage: Eukaryota; Metazoa; Arthropoda; Insecta; Diptera; Drosophilidae
Product: apyrase
Exons: 8
Coding region: 129-1793 (554 amino acids)
Biological process (GO): AMP catabolic process
Cellular component (GO): plasma membrane
Molecular function (GO): 5'-nucleotidase activity
Source: RefSeq, a predicted model, not a curated record